GUUGCAGGGUUUCCAGUGCACCGUAAGAUUUGAGACAGCGAUCCAGCUGCCACAAGGAGGAGUCUCCUGCAUCCAUCCCGCCUUCUUCUCAGAGCUUCCUCCAUCCUGUCUCCCCGAGGAGGAGCAGUAACACUCCCCGCCUUCCACCGUGCUGCUGGAAGCUGAACGUAGCGCUGAGACCCCUCUGCACCGCCUCUCUAUAUCGCCAACCGCCCCCACUGUCACCGUGAAACCGUCGGAAAGCCUCGCCGCGUCCGAUAACAAUCCGGCGCCUGAGCUCAGCUAGCCAUCUCUGAAUUGCUUCUCUGGUGUGUUAGCCUGUUUUCACACGCCCAGCACCAUGUUACGUGAGCAGAUGAAUGAGUAUUUGGAAGUGAGUCGGGAGAUAGUCAAGGUGAUGGUGUCGGACACUGCAGCCGGAGCACUGAAGAAAAGUCUAGACAGGCAGGAGGCGAUGAUCGAUAGUCUCCUUGACACUGAAACGAAGGCUUCACAGCUCAUUAGAGCUCUUAUGUCUGUGGAGGAGCAGGUAGCACACACUCUUUUAGAUACAGAAGAAGAGAAGCAGAAGACUUUAACCAAACUGCAGAAAAUUGAGAAGGAGCUACGAGAUGCCUGUGAGAAGAAUGCCUCCAUGGAAACAAACUAUAAAUUCUUAAAAAAAGAUAUGGAUGACCUGAAGGAAAUGGAGGAAGAGAUUGCAUACCUGGAUAAAGAAUCAAAUGAAGAUACUACUGUAAUAAUACCAUCUGCACUGUAUUUGGCAAAACUGUUUCAUAACGUAACAAAGAUUGACUGGGAUUACAACUGUGACUCCACUCUCAUUAAAGGCAUCCACUACGGAGGGGAGAUUGCUCAGCCAAUCAGUAUUGACAGCACCCAACACUCCCGAAUCUUCAUCUGUGAUUAUCUAUGGAGCCUUCUGUCCACGGACUGGUGACAUCACAAACCUAUAUAUUAAAUACUUUUUU
Messenger RNA from Pelobates fuscus (common spadefoot toad), 971 nucleotides. It is a transcript of the gene SPC24, whose product is annotated as SPC24 component of NDC80 kinetochore complex. The transcript has 6 exons. NCBI's taxonomy places the organism in Eukaryota, Metazoa, Chordata, Amphibia, Anura, Pelobatidae. The coding region runs from base 341 to 940 and encodes 199 amino acids. Gene Ontology annotation, cellular component: Ndc80 complex. Gene Ontology annotation, molecular function: microtubule binding. Gene Ontology annotation, biological process: chromosome segregation. The record is from RefSeq and is a predicted model, not a curated record.